Messenger RNA from Cladocopium goreaui, 3216 nucleotides. The record is from the annotation of a GenBank genome assembly. NCBI's taxonomy places the organism in Eukaryota, Dinophyceae, Suessiales, Symbiodiniaceae.
AUGGCCCGUGGUGGGGUGCGAGACGUGCCGGGAAAGCGCCGACGUGUGGCGAGGAUAGGAUACCUUGGCUCCCGAGCCACCAAGCAGAGCCAAGAGGAUGAAGUGGAUGCCAAUACCAGCAGCUGGGUGACUGAGGCUGUAGCCCAUGCACGUGCACUGUUGGGCGACAGGACACCUCCACAAGGAGUGCCUGAGGCUGCCGCGCUGUUGACCUCGAUUCUACUGUGCCUGCCUGAGCUAUGGGAGGAAUUGGCUCAGGAUACUCUGCUGGCCUUUGGCAACGUGAUAGCAGGGGGAGAUGCUUCUGGUUGUGCCAGGAGCCGCGCUGGAGGUCCAGCCUUUGUGGCUGGAAAACAAGACCUCUCAGCCAGAACCAGGCGGUUACUGCUCUCCAGUGUAGCUUCAGUGGUUUGCAAGGUGAACGAUGGUUUUCACGGUUCGGGAUCAUCCUCGUCAGCGAAGUCUGUCUCGUUGCUUUGCUUGCUGGGGGAGGCGCAAGCCGACGAGGGUCUCUUCAUGGCUGCCUUCCGGACGCUUCAACGAGCGCAGGCCAUGGCACGUCAAAGCAAUCACAGCAGCGACCGUGCGGAAGCUGCGUUGCAGGGCUUGAGGGCGGCGGCCCUUCAGCGUUGGCAUUUUCAGAUGAUCAACGACGUGCCACGCGCUGAAGCAUAUGACCGUGCCAUCCAAGCUGCAGUCUCGACGCUCUCUCAAAGGCCAGAGGUCAGGAGCAUCAUGGACCAAACUGAGAAGAUCCGCUCUCUGAGCAUCAUCGCCCACGUGGAUCAUGGCAAGACCACCCUGGCGGAUUCCUUGGUCUCUCGCGCCGGCAUCAUCUCCACGAAAGCGGCUGGGGACACCAAGUUCACCCACGGGCGCAAGGAUGAGCAGGAACGUGGCGUCACCAUCAAGAGUACCGGUGUGACCCUGUGCCUGGAGCACGACCAGGGAGAUGGCCAUGGACAGCAGCCCUACCUGGUGAAUCUCAUCGAUUCCCCUGGCCACGUGGAUUUCUCCUCCGAGGUGACGGCCGCCUUGCGCAUCACCGACGGCGCCAUCGUGGUGGUGGACUGCAUCGAGGGCUGCGCCGUGCAGACGGAGACGGUGCUGCGGCAAGCCUUGCAGGAACGGGUGAAGCCAUGCCUCUUCGUCAACAAAGUGGACCGCUGUAUCCUUGAGAUGCAAAUGGAGGCUGAAGACAUGUACCUGCGCUUCCGAAAUGCCAUUGAGAACGUGAAUGUAAUUAUAGCUACCUACAACGACUCCUCCAUGGGUGACCUCCAGGUACGCCCAGAGCUGGGCAAUGUGGCCUUCGGCAGCGGUCUUCAUGGCUGGGGCUUCAGCAUCGAGACCUUUGCCAAGAUCUUGUCUGCAAAGAGUGGCAUGGAAAAGUCCAAAAUGAUGGAAAAGCUGUGGGGCGAUUGGUUCUACAAUCCGAAGAAGAAGGUCUGGACGAAUGUGCAGCAACCCGAGGAUUGCGAAGAACCUUUGCAGAGAGGCUUCUGUCAGUACGUCAUGAACCCGAUCAAUCAGCUGAUCCGUGCCAUCAUGGACAAGGACUCUGAGAAGUAUGAGAAGAUGAUGGCACGCGUGGGCAUCGUCCUGAAAGGUGAAGACAAGAACCUCACAGGCAAAGCCCUCAUGAAACAUGUCAUGCAGAACUGGAUCAACGCCGGAGAAUCCUUGGUCGCCAUGGUGGUGAUGAAGUUGCCACCGCCAAAGUUGGCACAGCGCUACAGGGUGGAGAACCUCUAUGACGGUCCUAUGGAUGAUGAAGCAGCCAUGGGCAUCAGAAAUUGUGACCCAAGUGGCCCAUUGAUGAUGUAUGUGUCGAAGAUGGUGCCAGCUGCAGACAAGAGCCGCUUCUAUGCCUUCGGCCGCGUCUUCUCAGGCACGGUGGCCACUGGUCAAAAGGUGCGCAUCCAAGGGCCCCACUAUCGCCCGGGCAGUCGAGACGACCUGCACGUGCGCGCCAUCCAGCGCACCGUGCUGAUGAUGGGACGCGGCACCGAACUCAUCCAGGACGUCCCAUGCGGCAACACUGUGGCCUUGGUGGGUGUGGACCAAUACAUCCUGAAGUCUGGUACCAUCACCACUUUGGAAGAUGCCCACAACUUCACUGACAUGAAGUACAGUGUGUCGCCUGUGGUGAAGGUGGCAGUGAAGCCCAAGGAUGGUAAGGACCUCCCCAAAUUGGUGGAAGGCUUGAAGCGGCUCUCGAAAUCCGACCAGUUGGUGGUUUGCAGCACCGAAGAGAGCGGCGAGCACGUCAUUGCGGGCUGCGGGGAAUUGCACGUGGAGAUCUGCUUGAAAGACCUGAGGGAGGAAUUCGCCCAAUGCGACUUCACGGUGUCAGAUCCUGUGGUCUCCUACCGCGAGACCGUCACCGAGGAAUCCAACCAGACUUGUCUGGCGAAGUCGGCAAACAAGCACAACCGUCUCUACUUGAAGGCUGAACCGCUGGAUGGAGAGCUGGUUCAGGCCAUUGAGCAAGGACAAGUGGGUCCUAAGGCUGACUGCAAAGAAGCCGCCAAACUUCUGACCAGCAAAUUUGGAUGGGACAAACAGGUGGCUCAAAGCAAGAUCUGGUGCUUUGGUCCAGAAUGCGACGGUGCCAACAUGGUGGUGGAUACCACCAUUGGUGCACAGUACUUGGCAGACAUCAAGGAUUCGGUGACCAGCGCCUUCCAAUGGGCCACCAAGGAAGGUCCACUCUGCGAGGAGAACAUGCGCGGUAUCCGCUUCAAUCUGACUGAAGUGAUGCUGCAUCCAGACAAGGUCCAUCGAGGAGGUGGUCAGAUCAUGCCGGCGACCCGUCGCGCCUGCUUCGCAUCCGAGCUCACGGCCAAGCCAACGUUGCAAGAGCCGGUCUUCCUGGUGGAGAUCUCCUGUCCGAAGGAUUCCCUCAGUGGCAUCUACAACUGCUUGAACCUCCGCAGAGGCUGCGUCUUUGAGGAGAACCAACGUGAAGGUACACCACUGGUGCAGGUGAAGGCGCACCUGCCGGUCUCCGAGUCCUUCGGCUUCGUAGGCUCGCUGCGACAGGCCACCAGCGGACAGGCCUUCCCGCAGUGCGUCUUCGAUCACUGGGAGAGUCUGCCUGGCAACUGCCUCGAGAAGGGAAGCAAGAUGGAAGAGUUGGUGCUCAGCAUCCGCAAGCGCAAGAACUUGAAGCUUCAGAUGCCACUACUCGCUGAUUACCUUGACAAGCUCUAA